Molecule: messenger RNA, 2424 nt
Organism: Miscanthus lutarioriparius
Lineage: Eukaryota; Viridiplantae; Streptophyta; Magnoliopsida; Poales; Poaceae
Source: the annotation of a GenBank genome assembly
AUGGCACGGGCAAAUGAUUCCAUGAAUGAGAACAAAGUUGACGAAGCAGGCACCAGUGGCGCUCAUCGAUCUCCUGGUGCACGGUCAUUCAGAUCUAGAAGCCGGCAUGGUGCAUCAAGGAAUGAGGAAUCAUCCCAUCCACAGCUCAGGAGGUCCUUUUCGUUGACAUCAUCAGCCAUGGAUCAUUCUUUGGAUGAACAGUUGAUGAGUUACUCACGUGAUAUUCCAUGUUCUAAGUCCAAUGAUUCAGACGCGCCUGGUCAUUUCGGCAAAGUGGAGUUAUCCGCAGGAGCUACACAUGUUCACCAGGAAGACACCACAGUAGAAGAAAAUACAUGGCCUGCUAAGUUGACCAAUUUCGUGAAUAAGAAUGAGGUACUGGACCUGUAUAUUGAUGGUGAGCAAGAAGUUGCCAGACUAAAUGAGAAGCAGAACCAGAAAUUCCCCGUCAGAUGUACAGCUCCUUAUUUGGGACAGGAAUGGCCACCACAGCCACCUUCCACAGCACCAUCUUCACCAAAAGUGUGCAAAGAGAUCAUUGAGAACCCCUCUAACACUGAUACCGAUGACAUCUGGCAUUCCUAUCUUGCUUAUGAGGGAACAAAGGGUGCCUUCAAGGUUGCAUCCGUGUGUCAUGAAGGUGGACAUGAUGCAAGAUGUCUUGAAGCAUCUUCUGAGUAUCUUUCAUAUUUUGAAGAGUGCAGAUCACAGAGUAUGACUACUGUGGAUGACAUCUAUGAGGACUUGCAAGAUGUACGACUUCCAUCUCCAUUCUUCUACAGCACUUCAACGGAUCCUAUUUCCAGUGCUACCUCAAGAUACUUCACUGCAGACAUUCAUUGUCAUGAUCAGUGUCAUGGUGUUCAUGAUUUCAACUUGGAACAGGACACUGAUGAAAAGUUGCUUCAAAGAGCUAAAGAAAUUGAUGCAUGCCUUAUGGUUCCCCUUGUAGAAAACAGUAAGCUUAAUGCGCUAAGGGAUAAGAGGUCAAAUUCAACUAAAAUCUGGCAAUUCAUUGAGGGUCUGAUUGAAGAUAGAAAAAAAUUGGUAGCUGAAGUAUCUUCACAGAUUAAGGCACGUCUUACAGAAAGAUUUGCAGCCAAAGAACAAUAUAAGAGAUCCAAGUUAGAAUUAGAAACCAGAACUAGAAGGCUGGAGAAGGAGAAGAUCGAUCUACAAAGUAACUUGGAAAGGGAAUUGGAUAGAACGUCAAAUGAUUGUUCAGUCAAACUGGAGAGAUUUCAAUCUGAAGAACAAAGACUACAGGAAAGGGUAAGAGAGCUUGCAGAGCAGAAUGUGUCAUUUCAGAGAGAAAUUACUUUGCUUGAAUCAUACAAAGUUGAUACCACUAGUAGGAUUAAAAGUCUAGAGCUACAAAACAAGCAUCUGAACAAUGAGUUGCAGGGAGUAAAAGAUGACCGUGACAAUCUUCAUAGCUCCUCAGUAGAAUUGCAAGAUAACCUUAAUAUAGCUAUAGAGGAAAGGGACAUGAUCCAAGAAUCUUUGAAAGACAAAGAGGAGGACAAAAAGGAGAACACAAUUACUAGCCUAAGAAAAGGAUUUGGCGCUGAAAUAGAAAAGAGAGAUGGUGGAAAUAGUGAUAUAAUAAACAGGAUGCAGAUGGAACUUCUCAGACUUACUGGAGUUGAGCAAAAUCUGAGAAAAGAAAUUCAAUCCUGUACCAUUGAGAUGGAGUCUCUUAGGCAAGAGAAUUUAGCGAUUUUCAAUCGUCUACAAAGGAGUGAGGAUGGAGCGAAUUUUUCCACAGUUCGUCUUGACCAGGAGCUUCAGGCUAGAGUGGAGAGUUUGCAGACACAAGGUUUAUCAUUACUUGACGAUUCUAGCCAACUUUGUGGCAAGUUGUUGGAAUUGAUCAAAUCAAAGAAGAGUGAGAACAGCAGUGAUGUCGAUGCAUUAGUAGCCAUCGAGUACACUCUAAAGUACCAAAGUAUGAUAGGAGGAAUUGAGAAUGUAAAACAGAGUCUGCGUAUGAUCAAAUCUCUGUUGACUGAGAAGCAAAACGAAGAAGAGAUUGAACAGAGUGCUGAAAGUUAUCUUUCAGGACAAGAGAAGUUAUCCAGGGAUGACAUUGAAAUUAAGCUGAGAGAAGAAGCUAUGAUCAGUAGGGUUCUAAAGGAGAAACUUCUGUCCAAGGAAUUAGACAUUGAACAAUUGCAGUCAGAUCUAGCAGCUUCAGUCAGGGUCCAAGAGGAAUCUAAGCAGAUGAGAAGAACUGUUAGUGGCUUGCAAAAUGAAGUUGCUUCGUUAAAGCAGAAGAUUAGAGCACUUGAUGAAGAUUUACAGUUUAAGGAGAGUGAGAUACUGCUUCGAGAGGGUGAGAUUUCAAUAUUGCGUGACGGUAGUGACAAGCCAUUUGACAUCAUCUGCAGCCCUCGAUCGAUGAGGCAGUUCGGCAUGGAGUAA